AUGAUUACACGGUAUUUAUUUUCCUUAUUCACUGAUCGAACUGCUCAUGUGCUGAUACGAAUCUACACGACCCAGUUUGAUUACAUCUUCCAUCUGGACGGCACGAUCGAAGUACGGGUAUCGGCUUCCGGAUACCUUAUGGGUGGUUACUGGGAGCCUAAUGAAGCUCCGUACGGUGGCCGAAUCCGAGAGACAAACAUGGGCAAUAUUCACGACCAUGUGAUCAAUUUCAAAGUUGAUUUUGACAUCGGUGGAACGAACAAUUCUUUACUCGCAACUACUACACGAGAAGAAACCGUCGAACACCCGUGGUUAGACGAUGACGACUGGGGGAGCACGAGGGUUCAACAAAAAAUUAACAAGCAGUACAUCGAGAACGAAAACGACGCGCUCCUCAAGUAUCCUCCCAACUUCCAGGGCCACUACGCUAUCGUCAAUCAAGAUGUCAAAAAUCGGUGGGGUUAUCCAAAGGGGUAUAUCAUCCAUCCCGGAUAUAACCCUGUCCAUGCAACCGUCGUCGGCUCCAACAAACUUACACUUGAGAACGCAAAUUGGGCCAAGUACAAUUUAGCUGUUUCCAAACGAAAGGAAACGGAGCCUUCUUCGAGUUCUAUGUGGAAUAUGAAUUUACCUGGUUCACCUGUGGUGAAUUUUCAUAAAUUUUUCGACGGAGAGAAUAUAACGCAGGAGGAUUUAGUGGUUUGGGUGAACGUUGGGACGCAUCAUUUGCCACAGGCAGAGGACUCUCCAAACACGAAGAUGAACACGGCAACGUCUAGUUUCUUCCUGGUUCCCUUCAACUACUUCGACCACGACGUCAGCAUGGAUUCAGCCAACGCUAUAUUGUUAAGCACACCCAAGGUCGCCGGAGAUCCUUUCACUUAUGACGAUUAUGGAGUGAAGCAGGAUUAUACUUGUAUACCGGAAGCGCCAGAACCGUUCGGAUAUCGUGAUAUUGAGAUGUAUGAUGUGGAAGGAAGGAAGGAAGAGCCGAAGAGCUCGGAGGAGAUGAGGGAGAUGAAAGAAAUGUAUCUUAGGAUGAGGGUCAAGGUGGAUCCAUGA
Molecule: messenger RNA, 1062 nt
Organism: Marasmius oreades (fairy-ring Marasmius)
Lineage: Eukaryota; Fungi; Basidiomycota; Agaricomycetes; Agaricales; Marasmiaceae
Exons: 6
Coding region: 1-1062 (353 amino acids)
Biological process (GO): amine metabolic process
Cellular component (GO): plasma membrane
Molecular function (GO): quinone binding; primary methylamine oxidase activity; copper ion binding
Source: RefSeq, a predicted model, not a curated record